Messenger RNA from Acanthaster planci (crown-of-thorns starfish), 5000 nucleotides. RefSeq lists its product as uncharacterized. The record is from RefSeq and is a predicted model, not a curated record. Lineage: Eukaryota; Metazoa; Echinodermata; Asteroidea; Valvatida; Acanthasteridae.
AAAACUUCACGUGUGAAAUUAGGCUCCUAUAACAUUCAGGCUUUAUUUUCCUUUAAAAAACCUCCCUGCCCACAAUUUUGACCCGUGAUUCGAAGCCACACCCCAUGCAUCACAAACCAUUAUGCUGUAUGUAACCGCUUGUCUACCGCAAUUCACAGAGGUUGGCGGUGUUUUUACUGUUGAUAUACCGAUGAACGGCUGCAACCUGAGUCUAAUACAUAUUGGGCAUGCGCAAUACAAACACAACAACCGUAUGGUUGCAUAUAUAUCUCUGGCUUUGAAGUUUUUUUGACAAUUCGCUUUAAGCCAAGCACUUGCAACCAUUGGGGGAUAUCGCUGGCCUCAAAGACCUAAAUGUGUGAAAUGCUUUUACCCGAACUGUUUACUGGGAAGGACAUUUCCCUCUAAAGAAUUGACUAGACCUGGGGCCUAACAGCAGAUGGUCUGUAACAAAUGACAGUCCCAUUCCUCCCCCAGCCAGGCUGAAGUAAACAUGCAAUUCCCUCCCCCUUCCAUAAUGGUGAACACAUGGCUGGCUAGCUGACAAAUCAUGUGGCCUUCCUCCCACUCAGUGUUUAAUAUCUGAACCAGAGAGGUGCAAGAUAUGAUUGUUGUGUUAUAGCUCCAUGGUCUGGCAGUCAGCUUUGACACAGGCAUCAUUGUUUUUGGACUGCCUGUUUCUUCUUUGUUUGUGCCCUUGUAAAUAUUGACUGUACAGGAGAGUUUUAUUUCCCAUUUGUGGGUAGGAAGUUUAAUGGGGUGACACCCCCACCCCACUGCCCUUUCCACUGGCAUGCCAUAAAUUGUCCUAGGUAAGCAGUUGUCCAAUCCCAAAAAAUGUGUGUGUGUGGCAUUUCAGCUGUCUAAUUUAUUCAAUGACAGUUGAGAUUGUGCAGUUAUUGUUUUCACAGCUGCAGUAACAGAAGUUCUUUCUUCAGGAAUCCUUGAUUUAGUUAAGUGCCACAUCCUUGAGGCUUGAGGUAAAUUAAAGCUAUAGCCUAUAGCUAAGGUGUAUCAUGGGUGUUUUUUUUCCUUUUUCUUGUAAGGUUUGAUUUUUUAGAUGUUUCUUUCUGGUAGUGUUCAUAUUUACACUGUCAAAUGCGGCUUCUCAACAUGUUUACCGUCUCAUGAUUCCACCGCACAAUUAGUGAGACUUAUGUUCUAAUAUUUGUUUGACAUUUUCUUCUUUUUGGUAGUGUUGUUAGUGCAUACAGAAAAACUGGCAUAGCAUGUAUACUUAGUUUGUGACAAUUGCCUCAUUGUACUUUUUUCCUUUCAGUGUUCUUUCUUCCCACAGGUCAACAUAACCAGGUUGAAAUGUUUGAUUCGAUGUCACUGUGCUUGAAUUAGUCUUUCUUUCUCUACUUCUGGCCUCUGUUUGUAAUUUUUUGUUAGUAGAGAUCAUGGCAUUUCCAUGAUUUAGCAGGAUAGGGAGCAGGAUCAGCCUUGGUACAAGUCAGGAGGCCCAGAGUUUUUUGGCAGCUCACCAAGGCAAGUUGAAGCCCCACGGCAUGGAUCCGGAGCUUGUACGAAAGGAUGCAGUCCGCCGUGUGAGGGAGCAGGGGGGCAAUGUGGAUAACAAGCUUGCCAUUUUGGCCAUGACCCAACUUCAGUUUACGUUGCAAAGUAAAUUGCAAAAACAAAGAAUGGAAAUCUCACUUUGUUUUGGGCCAACUGUGUUAAUUGCAAAUACAAUGUCAUGUAAACCUAUUGCCCAGAGUGUCUUUGUCUUGUUGCUUUAUUUUCAUCUUGACAUAUACACUUGAAUUCCAUUUGAAAAGGCUGACAAGUAAGUUUGACAUGAUCAGAGGGUUUAUUCUAAAUCCCCCGGCAACACAUACUUGGCUCUGUCUGGAGGUAUGUAAUGCUCACUGCAUUCAUAAACUGUUACCUGUACAUGCACUGAUGUUGGCUUUCUUUGAAAGGGGGGAUUUUUUUGUGUUGCUUUUUUUUUUCAUGCAAAGGCCAAUCCUUCCACUGAGCCGUGGAAAACGAUCUAGGGUAUUGUGCCUACUUGUGCUGAUCAGUCAGCAAGGAAAAGCCUUGUGGAUCCCCUAUCAGCGCCAACAAAUUUGCACUGAAGGAGUAUGUCGAGUCAUUUCCGGAAGGAUGUGAGGCAGUUGAGAUGAAAAGGAAGGAGAAACAGCCACGUCUUGGUGGUCCCAGCCGGCUGGCUUCUUCAUCUAUGCCGGCUGCUGCUUCAGUUGCCCCGGUAAUUUGUACUCCAUCUCCUUCGGUGCCCUCAUCACCUGCUCGACCACGGUGAGAGGCUCGUCGUAAGGCUCAUCCUGAUGAGCUAACCGAGGAUGAGCUGGCCCUUGCCCUCGAGCAGGUCGACCCCCUCAUGACCCCUCCCACACCCCAUGAAGCAGGGCAGGAGCUCAAGCCGUCAACUACUGGCCAAGCAGUUUCAGUGGGAGAGUCUAGCAGCGUGGCGAGUCAAGGUCGCAAGGAAACUUGCUGGCCAUUCUCGAGGUACCGCAGCAUGGGCCACCAACGUUGGCAAUGAACACGGCCAAGUCCUGAUGAGCGUCUUGACAGCUGCAGAAGGCCAAGGUCUACGCAAGAUAACCCGCGGCCUUGUCGAGCGGUACCAGGAUGCCGGUGUGCCCCCCCCCCCGGAGGUAGUUUACGUAGACAGAGACUGCUGCGGUACCAGGACAUCCGGACUCUUCAAUGGCUGGCCAAAUCUGCAAGUCCGUCUUGACAUCUGGCACUUCAUGAGGAGAUUUGCCUCCACCUGCUCAACGGAGUCCCAUCAACUGUACCCGUUCUUCCUGUGGCGACUUUCUGCACGCAUCUUCUCAUGGAGUGCAGAGGAUGUCAACCGUCUGAGAGAGGCAAAGAUGAAUCAGCUGAUGGCCCGGAACAUCAGCAGGCCCUCAGAUGAAGACGUGACCAACAGUAUGGGCAAGAGAGCCUUGGCCUGCUACUGCAGACGGACAACCCGUGGUGUAGAGGAGACUACUUGCCUCAUCAAGGACCUCAUCUCUACCUUGGACGGCGAGCAGGGGCGCGACACCAUGGGCAUUCCUCUGUUUGACUCGGCCCGCAUCUGGGACAUCUGGGAGUCCCAGAAAAAGCACAUCGUUUGCAUCCAGGACCCACUUGGGGUGCAACUGUACACUAAGACAGGGGAGGCCUGCAUAGGUUUUGUAGAACUCCCCACCUACCGAGGGUCCUUCCACAACCACCUUAACCGAUUCAUUCCUGGGACCACCGCCAACGACGUGCAUUACCAAGCAUAUCUCAUGGAUGGACUAGUCCGUUGGAACACAGACCGAGCAGCAGACGCCAUCGCCGCUGAUGCCCCUGAACACCGGGUCUACAGCGGCUACCUGCAGCAUGCUGUGGACCAACUGGGACAACGUUUGCUCGGCAAAGCCAUCAACCCCACCCACAGCAUCUCCCAGAAGUACACUGCUCAUUGGGGUUGAGUACCUCUACAAUCAGACCAAUACGGUCCUUGGAGAGUACUCCCCGGUGACGCUGAGGUUGACUAGAUUGAUGGCGACGAUGAGGCCUACCAGGAGGAUGAGGCAGAGUUGGACCCCACCAUCCCUCCACUGGAUGAGGCAGUGGAGCCACCCCUAAAAGUGGUACCGCCAACAGCAAUGCUGGGCCGUAGGAUGUCAUUUAAGAGACCUAUUGGAACCAACUUCCCGGCCAGUUGUGCUGCCUAUUGACAAGCUGGAGCAACCACUGCCAACUCCAAACCAGGGCCACCCAACAGACAUUCAUCCUCCUGGAGCAGGUGAUGCAGCAUCGUCAUCAAGCAAGAUCAAUGCACCCAGGGCCUCAUCAAGUCCACGCCGAGCCAAGCCAACCACGCUGUCUCAAAGACCACCAAGUCCAUCAGAUGCCGACCAACCAGUGACCACCCAGCCUCCCCUUGACUAUGAACUUCUCCUUGUCCUUGUACCACCAGUCACCGAAGAAGCCGCGAAGCUUGAGGACCCACCUGAUUACAAAGAAGAGCCUGACGACAGCAUUGAUGUACGCAACAUUCCUGGGUACAACAGGGUGGAGGCUCUCACAGACUGCCUCUUUCAGUUCCGGCACGAAAGUGGUGUCUUCAGCCAGAGCCUUUCGGACAACAUUAUCAAACUGUGGAAUGCACUCCACAGUUUUGACAAGACUGUUCGCCGCAAACCCCACCACCAGCCUAAGCUCUCAAAGGGGAGGUUCAAACACUCAAAAGGGACUUCUGUGAUUGCUGGCAUUGGCAACACUAGAAGGCACAACAAGAAAUCAAAGGGGCAGGAGCAGGUGGUGCUCGAGAUGGGCGUCAAUCUGCCUCGGCCCCCCUCACAUUGCCAGAGCCCCCACCAGCGGAGAGGCCCACCAUCAUCCUGCAACCCCCUAUCAGGGAACCCCCACGUUUAUCACAUUCUACCAAACACAGCUGAGGAGGCAACACUCAUGCCAUUGAAAACUGGAAAACAUUGUGAAGAUUUUAAUUUCCUCAUUUUUGCCAAGUCCAAGUUUCAUACCUGUUCAAAGAAAACUGGACUUUCAUUUGGAACUUCAUAAUUAAGAUUUCUUCCCAAAUUUUCCAGGACGUUUACAGGUACAAAGAAAAAUUCUUAGGACAAAUUUUCAUUUUUUUCAAGCACUCAGCUUUAUUUCGUAACAUGGGGUGACUGCUCGGGAAUGGUAGCCUGUGGAACCUCUCUACAUUCAUGAAAUCACUAUCAUGGUUGACUUCACACGACUGCCUGUCCAAGCUGAUUUAAGAGAACAUUAAGAGGCCAACCGGAACAGAAAUCCUUUUUGGGUGGGGUGGAAAAACUGCAAACUCAACAGUACAAUCCACCAAUGACAAUUUCCAGUUGAAAACACUGCAUUCCAUCAGCAAAUCAAAUCAGAAAACAUCAGAAAACUCAACAAAGUAGUGUACACAUAUGAACUUAUGUAACCCAUGACUCAAAUGCUUUCAAUUUCUUGCGUAUAAGAAUGUGACAAAUGCUUCUUCUGAAAUAAAAACCAUGGUCUUUGAA